AUGAAGCCUCUUAACCAAUUCCGAGACAAUGUCCGCCGUCAAUUCCACGACUUCCGACAUGCCUUCAGCAGCUGGCCGGCUUUUGUCAAGUACGUCGAGACCAAACCCGAUGCCACCAGCAACACCGCCGUCUCUCGCAACCGGUGGAUCAACGAGGACCUCGAUGUCAGCCCCAAGAGCCACCAGACGUGGAGCUGGUACGACUACGCCGCCUUCUGGUGGUCCUACGGCUUCUCGCCGGGCUGCUGGUACCUCGGGGCUGCAUUGCUGGCCAUCGGACUGACGCCAGGUCAAGCGCUGGGCUGUCUGUUCCUGGGCUUCUGCUUCGGGUCCCUGGGGAUCGUGAUGCAUUCGCGCGCCGCCGCCGCCUACCACUUCGGCUUCCCUGUCGAGACGCGCCUGGUCUGGGGUCUUCGGGGCGCCUACUUCCCCGUCUUGAUCCGGGCGCUUUGUGCGCUCGUCUGGGCCGGCGUCACCAUCGCGCAGGGCGGAUACUUCACCGCGGUGGUGCUGCGGUGCAUCUUUGGCAACAGUUAUUGGAACAUGCCCAACCACAUCCCCAAGAGCUCGAACAUCACCGUGCAGCAACUCAUCGGAAUGCUUGUCUACUGGGUCAUGACAUGCUGGACGCUCAAUGUCCCCAUCCCCAAACUCCGACGAGCAUAUGAAGUUCAAAUGAUUGUUCUUCCCGCCGUCAUCAUCGGCCUUUUCGCUUUCUGCAUGGUGACCGGACGAGGACACGCACACAAGGAACUUUACGACGUUGAAAGCAAGCACGGAGCAGCGCUGUCGUGGGCAUUGCUUUCGGCCGUCAACUCUGGACUGGCCAAAACGACCACGCUCAUGGUAAACCAGCCGGACAUUGCACGCUACGCUCGCAGCAAGAUGGCCCCGGUGUGGUCGCAGCUCGUCAUGUUCCCCGUGGCCAGCACCGUCUGCGCGGCCAUGGGCAUCUACGCCACCCAGAACAUCUACAAUGCCUGGGGCAACAUUGACUGGAAUCCAUGGGACCUCAACCACGACAUGCUAGACCACCAGUUCAGCCACUCGCGCCGGGCCGGCAUCGCCAUCAUCAACCUGGCCUUCAUCUUCGGCAACGCGCUGACCGAGCUGGGCGCCAACGUGAUCCCCUUCGGCGCCGACUUCAUGUCCCUCUUCCCCCGGUGGCUCAACAUCAAACGCGGCAUGUGGCUCUGCUACAUCCUGGGCGUGUGCAUCUGCCCCUGGCAGAUCCUGGCCACCGCGACCGCCUUCCUCAAGUUCCUCAACGGCUACAGCAUCUUCCUCGGCCCCUUCCUGGGCAUGGCCCUGACGGACUACCUGGUCGUGCGGAGGGGCAACGUCUUUGUGCCGGAGCUGUACCGCGCCAAGGGCCGGUACUGGUAUUUCCACGGCGUGGCCUGGCGGCCCGUCGUGACGUGGUUGGGUUCGGUGGUUUUUAUGCUCCCCGGCUUCGCCCAAACGUUCAACGCCCAAGUCGUCCACGGCGCGGGCUGGACCCACCUGUACGCCUUCAGCUGGUUCUACACCUGCACCAUCAGCAGCGUCGUGUACUUUGCGCUGUCGUUCGUGGGGGGGUCGUACGCGCGGGAGGAGAGGCGCAUGCCGUUCGAGAGCUUGGCCGGAGUUGCCGGCGGUGUUGAAGAGGGUCAGGCGGUCGAAGAAGAGAGAGGGAGUGGGAGUGAUGUCUCGGAAGUGAAUUUUAGUGUCGAGCAGAAGGUUUAG
Fonsecaea pedrosoi CBS 271.37 is the source of this 1725-nucleotide messenger RNA. RefSeq lists its product as uncharacterized. The record is from RefSeq and is a predicted model, not a curated record. Gene Ontology annotation, molecular function: nucleobase transmembrane transporter activity. Gene Ontology annotation, cellular component: plasma membrane. Gene Ontology annotation, biological process: transmembrane transport; nucleobase transport. The transcript is spliced from 6 exons. The coding region runs from base 1 to 1725 and encodes 574 amino acids. NCBI's taxonomy places the organism in Eukaryota, Fungi, Ascomycota, Eurotiomycetes, Chaetothyriales, Herpotrichiellaceae.